AUGGCUCGUCGAUUUCUUCGCGAGCAGAAUAUCACCCUCGGGUUGAGCCUGGUGCUCUUUGUCUUCAUGUUCUUGCCCACUUUUCUAAUUCUCGUGGCGGUCAUCCUCUUCUUUGGGCUGGCCUGGCCGCGACUCCGCGGGUCGAAUGCCCUGGACCGCGAACAAGGGGUUAAAGAUCAGCAGCCGGAGACUAAACAAGUGUCACACGGUGUCUGGCUUUAUAUUGAGCGUUAUUACGGAGUCUUUGGGGACAUUUACGACAACAACUUGUUCUUGCUUCGCAUUGAUGGAUUGAAACAGUAUUGA
Messenger RNA from Penicillium canescens, 306 nucleotides. RefSeq lists its product as uncharacterized. Lineage: Eukaryota; Fungi; Ascomycota; Eurotiomycetes; Eurotiales; Aspergillaceae. The coding region runs from base 1 to 306 and encodes 101 amino acids. The record is from RefSeq and is a predicted model, not a curated record. The transcript has 2 exons.